AAGUGGAUUUUGGAUUAUCGAAUUUUUCUACUCAAUCUUCGAUAUGUAUCGAUGGAACUCGAACUCGCGGAAAUAGCGACAAAGAAUAAAGCUGAAAAACAUAAUACGAAGAGCGCCAGAGAUUGGAUUUCUUUUUAUAGCUCGAGAUGGGAUUUAAAGAAAUAUCGAAUAUCUGAAGAUAAAUCGCCAGAUGAAGAGACCGCCACAGUUCGAAGACGUACGUGUUCUGCUUCAUUAAAAAUGGUUAAUAUGGAUAUGCAAACUGAGAUGCCAGUGAAUACGACCGUAGGCACUACCCUUUUGGACGAGGAGCUUCGGCGUAUUUUGCAGGAAAGGGAGCUGGAAUGUUUGCAGUUGCAGGCCAUGAAUUCCACGCCACCACCAGAGCCAUACUGUCGGAUGACAUUUGACGGAUGGUCCUGCUGGCCAAAUACUCCAGCAGGAACGACUGCAUACGCCCAGUGUCCAAAUUUCAUCACUGGUUUCGACGCCUCGCUGCAGGCACAUAAAUAUUGCGAGUCGAACGGUACCUGGUUUCGACAUCCAGUAUCUGACCAAGUGUGGAGCAACUACACGACAUGCGUCAACCUGCAAGAUCUCAGUUGGCAGCAAGGAAUUAGCGGACUUUACGAAGCUGGAUACGCAAUAUCGUUGGUAGCGUUGCUACUGUCGUUAGGUAUUCUCACAUACUUCCGCUCCCUGAGGUGUGCAAGGACCACCCUUCAUAUGAACUUGUUCGCCUCGUUCGCUGUAAAUAACGCACUAUGGCUGGUGUGGUAUAGAUGCAUCGUCGCGAACACGGAUUUACUAUUGAACAAUGAGAUAACGUGUCGGCUGCUACACAUUAUCCUGCAUUACUUUCUACUUACUAAUUACGCCUGGAUGUUGUGCGAGGGUUUUUAUCUGCACACCCUGCUCGUUAGCGCUUUCACCAGCGAGCAUAAAUUAGUAAAAUGGCUGAUGGGUCUUGGUUGGCCUGUACCUGCGGUCAUCGUCACGAUUUAUGCCUCUUUAAGGGCGAUCAGUGAUGACCCUGCGGACACCGGACAAUGUUGGAUCAACGAGGGUAACUAUAUGAACGUGCUGGUCUACCCAGUCUGCGUUUCCACCCUGUUGAACGUGCUUUUCCUCUUCAACAUCGUUCGAGUUCUAUUGAUGAAACUGAGAGCUGGUCCUACGAUUGGCACGCAACCUUCCAGGUCUAUGCGUCAAGCAUUUCGAGCGACGUUACUCCUCGUACCUCUUUUGGGCCUACAUUAUCUUGUCAUCCCCUUCAGACCGCCGAAAAAUCACCCCUGGGAGCAAUUUUACGAAGUUCUCUCCGCCAUAACGGCCUCUUUUCAGGGUCUCUGCGUGGCCAUUUUAUUCUGUUUCUGCAACGGUGAGGUAAUAGCGCAAUUUAAGAGAAGAUGGGAGGGCACAGCUCUUCUGCGGAAUCGGGCCAAUUCUUGCACAGCUACCACCGUCUCGGUCCGAUGCCGGGAGAGGAGAAGGUGUGACUAUCGGUCGUCCGUGCUGGAAGUUCCGGACGAAAAACGAGCCGUGGACGACCGUCAGCAGAUUGUUCAACUGGUCGCCGCUACUCCCGUCCCCAAUAGUCACAACAAUCACGCCAGGAUGCUCAUUAAGUCCAGCGAGUUGUCCGACUACGAUCAGACGCAGUGUUGAUAAUUUCGACGGCUGAUCAAUGAGAGACUGAAACCACUGAAGCUGGCGAAAGAACGUCAUCGAGCGAACAUCAAAGAGAGUUUUAUUCUAUGGCCAGAAGAUUAAGGAGCUUAAAGAUCGCGUCAAUAAUAUAGCGAACAUGAAGAAGGGGUCCUUUUAAGAGUGGAUGUAGUAAAUGAUGAUUUUUUUUAUGAAGAUUGUUGCAAGUGAUGAACGUCGUUUUAUUCUGAAAUGAGAAUGUUGAGAAUUAGCGAAGAAGUUAUAUAUACAAUGGCUACAAAAAGUAUUGACACGUAUCCUUAUUUUCCAAUGAAACUUUUUGUCGGAUUCUAUACGUUUUACUUUCGCAAUAUCAAAUUUUUUAGUUGUAUAAAAAUUAAAUUGUACGAAAUUUAGUAUACUUGGAUCGAAUUAAUUAGUAUGUAAAUGUUAUAAUAAAUACAACGGUAUGAAACUGGUUUUUUGUAGCCACUGCAAUUUGAUAAUUAGAGUUGUAAAGACCAGUUCUGUAUAAGUUCUAAUGAAUGAGUGAUAUUAUUGAAAAGAGUAUACAUUAUUUUUUGAUCUCGAAUUAAUUUAAGAUAGGAGAAUAUAAUAGAUCGCUUGUUUGGAUAUUUUGUUUUCUUAAUUCAUAGGGAUUGUAAGCGUGACUUUUAUUUACAAGGAGAUAUUCUUUGGAGUAUUUUUUCGUAUUCACGCCUUGA
Molecule: messenger RNA, 2372 nt
Organism: Bombus impatiens (common eastern bumble bee)
Lineage: Eukaryota; Metazoa; Arthropoda; Insecta; Hymenoptera; Apidae
Gene: Dh31-R
Product: calcitonin gene-related peptide type 1 receptor-like
Biological process (GO): cell surface receptor signaling pathway; adenylate cyclase-modulating G protein-coupled receptor signaling pathway
Cellular component (GO): plasma membrane
Molecular function (GO): calcitonin receptor activity
Source: RefSeq, a predicted model, not a curated record